Symbiodinium natans is the source of this 2466-nucleotide messenger RNA. Lineage: Eukaryota; Dinophyceae; Suessiales; Symbiodiniaceae. The record is from the annotation of a GenBank genome assembly.
AUGAAGCGCAUCGUUUCUUGCUUAUCAUUCAGCUUCUCUUCUCAGAUUCCUGUUGCAGCAGUGAGCUUCCAGGUCGGCUCCUCCUAUGCGGCUCUCGCCUUCGCCAUCCUCUGCCUGCUUCUGGGCGUCGCCUUUCUCUACGUCGUCUUGGUCAUGGACGCAGAGAGGUCCACGCAGCCCGGCCACACCUUCGUGGGUGUCGUUGCGGCGACCCAGCUCCUGACCCUGAUCCAGCAGCUCGUCGUCGUCAGUAGGCUUGGCAUUGAGUGGGAGGAGCCCCUGAGCGAGAUUCUCGCAUCCCUGUCGGUCUUUGGGUUGAACUUCGACGUGCUGUCGGUUUCCUGCGUCGCAUCUCUGAGCCCCGUUCCCGAGUAUGUUCUGACGGUUUCAGCUACACCCAUCCUGGCCUGUGUCGCCCUGGUGCUUCAUCUCUCAGCGAUUGCCUUGAAGCGGUAUCUGGGGCACGGCCUGAAGGUAAGAUUGGACAUGAGCCAGCUCCUGCGCACCGUGGGAUCCCUGGUCUCCAUCCUCUUCAUCAGCAUCUUCACGGCCUUGGUGACCCCCUUCCAGUGCAACUCCCAUCCCAACGGCCGGAUGACCAUCCAGGAGUAUGGCUCAGUCUACUGCAACUGGCAGGGGUUUCACCUGCAGAUGUGCAUGAUCGGUGCUGUGGCCUGCUUGAUGCCGCUCUGCUUCCUCACCGUUUGCAUCUGGGCGCUGCAAUCUUGCACCUACAUCAUCUGCUUCGAGCUCCCCAAGCGGCUGCGGCGAGCCGACGCCACCUACUUCCGGGCCUGCUCCUUCCUGUGGGUCCGCUUUCGGCCCGGCGCGGAGCGCUUUGCCAUCUUCAUCCUCUGCAGAAAUGCUCUUAUGGUGGUCUGCCCCUUGCUUCCCUCGCUCUUUGUCAAGCUCGUGGUGAUGAACAUCCUGCUCUACUCGAGCUUGAUCACGAUGACGUUGAGCCAACCUUGGCGAGUUGUGCUUUACAUGGCGCUUAUGUUUGUCGGCAACGAUGUGGACGCGACAGGCCUUGUCACAGCAACUGCAAUCGCGCUGGUCUUCAUAGCAAUGAUGGCGUUCGCAAUUGCCAUUACCAUGAUGUACGGACUGGUCCUAUACGUGGUCCGCCAGAACCGAAAGCCAUGGCGAUUCUUCAUCUCUCACCACAAGCGUGCUGCCGGCAGCUUUGCAAGGCUUCUGAAGAUACAGCUGCAACAGAGGGGCUCCGGCAACGUGUUCUUGGAUACGGACGACCUCCGGGAUCUUACGGAGCUCUUCGGCUUCGUGAGGGACACAGAGACCUUCGUGAUCUUGGCCAGCCCGGGAGUGCUGGGGCGCAAGUGGUGCGUCGGCGAGAUCGUGACCGCCAAGCUGCACGAUGUCCACAGCGUGAUGGUGAGGUGGCCGAACUUCACCGACCCCAAUGCAGCUACCUACGAGAAUCUCUCGUUUGCCAUUCCCGGCGUUGAGGCCCUGACGGCGCACAGCAUCUCCCUGGAGGACGUGGCCAAGGCCUUGCGCUGGAUGAGGACACUCGAGUCCAUCCCCUUCCCGCACUCCCUGGAUCUGCAGAGCAUUGGCAAGCUGUGCGACGCGUUGACCGGGACAGUUUCGUCACGCUCGGAAAGAACCAGUCGUCCAGACUGUGUUAUUCUAGUAGAUCCUGCGAAUCAAGAGGCAGUGGCAGCUGCCUACGUGCUGUUCGAGCUUCUGCGGAUGAACAAGUCAUUCCGAUUGUCGCCGCUUGUGCUGAAAGAAGGCGACGACAUACCGGAUGGCGCUUCCAAAGCGCUGCUGAUUUGCUCUACUGGCUGCUUUCAUUCAGGCGUCCUUGCGUCGUGGCUCAUCCGCAUCACAGCAAACAGCCCGACCAUCCUGCCCAUCAUUGCAGAGCCUGACUUCGCGGUGCCGACGGAGCCCAAGAGCGCUGUAGCUGCAGUCGCAGGUGCGUUCACGGACGCCGAGAUGGCAACAUACGCGGAGGCGGUGGGAGGCAUCUUCCAGGAGAUCGCGAGUGUUUUGGCGCCGCAGUCGUACUCCAGUACGCAGGAAGACCUGGAUCUACGCGUGAAGCAGAUCGCCUUCCGCCUGCAGUCUAAGGGCUCCCGUCUCCGGCUGACGGAGCUAAGGGACGACUCGCUGCGAGGAGAGGCUGGCGAGGUCACAGAUGCCACUGGUGACACUUGCUGGGCCUGGGCGGCCCUCUACGGCCUCAGGUUUGCGGUUGACGGAUUCUGGUCAGGACCGACUAAUCAGGAGUGCUCCACCUUCAACAAGAACGGUGUGGCGCCAGUGACCGACUCGGCGACUUGCCGCACCGCCUGCCAGACGGCCGAAGGGCUCAGGGAGAUUAACGGCCAGCUCCAGGACUGGAAGGGGAGCUCGGGCUCUGGAAAGUGUGAGUGCGUCACCGAUGCGAAUGGCAACCGGAGGACUGCGUGCCAGGACAGUGGCUACUCAGCAUGA